Messenger RNA from Nerophis ophidion (straightnose pipefish), 616 nucleotides. RefSeq names its product phosphate-regulating neutral endopeptidase PHEX-like. The record is from RefSeq and is a predicted model, not a curated record. Bases 167 to 616 code for a protein of 149 amino acids. NCBI's taxonomy places the organism in Eukaryota, Metazoa, Chordata, Actinopteri, Syngnathiformes, Syngnathidae. Gene Ontology annotation, molecular function: metalloendopeptidase activity. The transcript is spliced from 5 exons. Gene Ontology annotation, biological process: protein processing. Gene Ontology annotation, cellular component: plasma membrane.
CCCACUUCCUCCCCCUUGACAUCUCCACACACACUUUGCCCCUCCUGCCGCCACUCCUCCCUCUCAAAGAGCUCGAGGAGCCGGGCUAAAGUUGGAGAAGCUGCAGACUGACACAGGAGCUGACAAGAAGGUUGCCAGGCAGAUUUGGACUCUGUGUGUAUAAGCCAUGGAAGUGGAGCAUUUAAGCGGCGAAGGGGUCAAACCCGAGCGGGGCCACAAUCGUCGCUACAGGACAGCGUUUAUAAUAUGUGCAUUGCUCUGUGGGGCUCUGAUUCUCGCGCUCAUACUGGUUUCCCAAAGAAGCAAGCAUCAGGAGUUCUGUUUGACUCCAGAAUGCAUUGAAGCAGCGGGAUCUAUUCUAAGUAAAAUGGAUCAGACGGUCGAUCCCUGCGAAGAUUUCUACACCUUCUCUUGUGGCGGCUGGCUGAAGGACAACCCCAUCCCUGAGGACUCGUCGGCGUACGGGAUCUACCCAUGGCUGAGGCAGCAUGUUGACAUGCGGCUCAAAGAGUUACUUGAAGCACCGACUGACACAAAUGAGCUGGAGGCCGUGACCAAGGCCAAGGUCCUCUACCGGUCGUGCAUGAACGAGUGUGAGUACAACACUAACGCAUGA